This is a messenger RNA of Aspergillus caelatus, 303 nucleotides long. RefSeq lists its product as uncharacterized. The record is from RefSeq and is a predicted model, not a curated record. Bases 1 to 303 code for a protein of 100 amino acids. The transcript has a single exon. NCBI's taxonomy places the organism in Eukaryota, Fungi, Ascomycota, Eurotiomycetes, Eurotiales, Aspergillaceae.
AUGUCCAUAAUAAUGUCGGAUAUGCCUUGUUUACCCGGUAUUUCCGUCAAGGCUCAACUUGUGGUAACCGACAGCAAAGCACAUUGGAUCAUUGCCUUCGUCGCAUACGAUGCCCGCAACAAACUUGAUGAUUGUAUGUAUGCGACCUUCACAGAAGACAUAUUGAAUUGGACCCGAAAACACCCACAGCGUAUCUUAAAAACCAUUGAAUUUCAAGUCAUUGUUCGUUGUCACAGCAUCGAAGAGGUGAAACCUCAUCUCUGGUAUCCAGGACACAUAUGUUGUUCCGCUUCAUGGGCGUAA